Messenger RNA from Aspergillus niger, 423 nucleotides. RefSeq lists its product as hypothetical. NCBI's taxonomy places the organism in Eukaryota, Fungi, Ascomycota, Eurotiomycetes, Eurotiales, Aspergillaceae. The coding region runs from base 1 to 423 and encodes 140 amino acids. The transcript has 3 exons. The record is from RefSeq and is a predicted model, not a curated record.
AUGGGGCAGUGGGGGAAUCGUCUGGCAAGAGGGGCAGUGAACUAUAUACAAAGCAGAUCGGGGUCGUUCCAAACUCCCCGUCGGGAUUCAAUGCCGGCGGAGUUUCUGUUAUUGACGGCCAUGAAUGUGUUGGAUCAGCGGUCAUCUGUAACGAUUACGUUCAACUAUCAAAAAGGAGAGCUGUCUCUCGAUAGCUUUGCGAGCGCGGCUAGUCAUUCGACCAUGGCCCCUCUGCGACCCACCGAUGCUGACGCCAGGAAUGCAUCUUCCGAUACCCCCGAAAAGGAUUUACCAUCAGCGGGUACCAGAGAGUCCGGCACUCUCACGCUAAUAGCAGUACUGCGGGCGAAGCGACGCGCUGUGUUCGCCCAGGUGGUCCUGGUGGCCGUGGUCGAGAACAGCCCCGCCUUCUCGCGCCCCUAG